Molecule: messenger RNA, 1576 nt
Organism: Mercurialis annua (annual mercury)
Lineage: Eukaryota; Viridiplantae; Streptophyta; Magnoliopsida; Malpighiales; Euphorbiaceae
Product: cytochrome P450 CYP94D108-like
Exons: 1
Coding region: 47-1567 (506 amino acids)
Molecular function (GO): oxidoreductase activity, acting on paired donors, with incorporation or reduction of molecular oxygen; heme binding; iron ion binding
Source: RefSeq, a predicted model, not a curated record
UCAUAAUAUUAUUAAUAUAUCUUCCUAUUCAAUCUGCUCUCUAACAAUGGAACCCUUAUCUCUUCAAUUUCUUCUCUUAUUUUUCAUUUCCUCUUCGUGUAUCUACCUAUAUUUUCUCUACUCUUCACAAACUAAAUCCACCAAUAGAGGUUUCAAAGCCUACCCUAUACUAGGAGUUUUGCCUGAAUUCUUGAAAAACCGCCACCGUUUCCUCGACUGGACAACCGAAGUGCUUAGCCGUUGUCCGAAUAACACAUCUGUCUUUCGCCGGCCCGGUCCCGGUAAUGUCCACGGGAUCAUCACAGCAAACCCUUUAAAUGUUGAACAUAUUCUCAAGACAAACUUUGACAACUAUCCAAAAGGGGAGAGAUUCAUCUCUCGCCUCGAAGACUUUCUCGGCCAAGGAAUCUUCAACUCUGAUGGAGAAUUAUGGAAAGUUCAAAGAAAGACUGCUAGCUACGAAUUCAACACUAAGUCGCUUAGAAGUUUUGUGAUGGAAAAUGUUCGGGUUGAGAUCUCGACAAAACUUGACCCGAUUCUCUACAGAGCUUCGGAAACGAAUCAAGUGUUGGAUUUGCAAGAUAUAGUUGAAAGAUUUGCUUUUGAUAAUAUAUGCAAACUUGCUUUCGACGUCGAUUUUGAUUGCUUAGGCAGUAGUGGCAAUGCUUGCUUGAAGUUUAUGCGUGCAUUCGACGAAGCUACUACAAUUAGUUCGCAAAGGUUUAUGUAUACUCUUCCAUUCUUAUGGAAAUUCAACAAGUUUUUCUUGUUGGGAUCAGAAAAGACAAUCAAAACAUCGAUCAAGAUUGUUCAUGAAUUCGCUGAUGAGAUUAUAUGGUCAAGAAUGGCGCAGAGAAUAGAUAACAAAGAUCAAGAUUUACUAUCGCGUUUCAUCGGAAACGGUGAUAACUCACCAGAAUUUCUUCGAGAUAUUGUUAUAAGCUUUAUUCUAGCAGGUAGAGACACUACAUCUUCAGCUCUGAGCUGGUUCUUUUGGCAAAUAUCAAUAAAUCCGCAUGUGGAAACAAACAUAAUCAAAGAGCUUGAACAGAUUAGAGCAAGGAACGGUAAACACUUGGAUGAUCAUACUUACAGCUUUGAAGAACUUCGAGAAAUGCAUUAUUUGCAAGCAGCUAUUUCAGAGACAAUGAGAUUGUAUCCUCCGGUACCGGUGGAUACAAAAGCUUGCCGUAAUGAUGAUUAUCUGCCGGAUGGUACGUUUGUAGAAAAACAUUGGUUUGUAACAUACCAUACAUAUGCAAUGGGCAGAAUGGAGAGCAUAUGGGGAAAGGAUUGCACUAAAUUUAAGCCGGAAAGAUGGCUCGAUGAGGAUGGGAUUUGUAGGCAAGAAAGCCCGUUUAAGUUUCCGGUGUUUCAUGCUGGUCCGAGGAUGUGUUUAGGUAAAGAAAUGGCUUAUAUUCAAAUGAAAUCAGUAGCUGCUUCGGUGAUAGAGAGGUUCCAUAUUGAUGUACAGAACAAAGAGAAAUGUCCUCAGCAUUUGUUGUCUUUGACUCUUAAAAUGAAAGAUGGCUUGCAUGCCAAGGUGAAGAAAAGAUGCAACUACUAGCCAGUGUUU